Messenger RNA from Cyprinus carpio (common carp), 1017 nucleotides. Its product is annotated as stonustoxin subunit alpha-like. NCBI's taxonomy places the organism in Eukaryota, Metazoa, Chordata, Actinopteri, Cypriniformes, Cyprinidae. Gene Ontology annotation, molecular function: protein binding. Bases 1 to 546 code for a protein of 181 amino acids. The record is from RefSeq and is a predicted model, not a curated record. The transcript has 2 exons.
AUGAGUUCAUGCUUGGGAGAGUCCAUGAUUUUUCUCACACUGGAUCCAAACACAGCAAACACUCAACUCAUUCUGUCUGACGAAAACAGAAAGGUGACAUGGGUGAGACAUUAUCAGCCAUAUCCUGAUCAUCCAGACAGAUUUGAUAGGUAUAAUCCUCAGCUGUUGUGUAGAGAGCGUGUGUGUGGACGCUGUUACUGGGAGACUGAGUGGAGUGGAGAUAAUGUGUUAAUAUCAGUGUCAUAUAAGAGCAUCAGCAGGAAGGGAGCAGGUGAUGAGUGUGUGUUUGGAUUGAAUGAUCAGUCCUGGAGUUUAAUCUGCUCUCCCAUCAGAUACUCAUUCAGGCACAAUAAGAUAGAGACUCGUCUCCCUGUAGAGCCCAUCAGCAGUAGAAUAGGAGUGUUUGUGGAUCACAGUGCAGGAACUCUGUCCUUCUACAGCGUCUCUAAAAUAAGGAGCCUCAUCCACACAAUCCAGACCACAUUCACUCAGCCUCUUUAUUCUGGGUUUACUGUUGGUUAUCAAUCAUCAGUGAAACUGUGUUGAUGUACCUUAAUUCUACCCAUAAUACUUUGAGCUGCAUGAUAAAUCAGUUACAGUGAGAUGUUAUAGAGUCUCUUCUUUUCUCUUCAUCACAUCAAAACUGUGUCACUGAAAUAACAUGUCAGAAUAAUAAUGUUAUUUUGUUAUCAGCAUGUUAUUAGUGUGUUAUAAAUCAUAAUUUAGACAGUAAGAUCAGUGUGCGUGACUCCUGCUGAAUGAUGUGUUUCUGUGCUUCUCUCACAGUGUUGGUGAAAAUUUUAUUUUAGUGUCAAUCAUUUGUAUUAUUAUGAUCAAAAUAUCCUUUCAAUUGAAAAGUACCCUUCACAAACAUGAUUCAUCAAGAACGCAUCAUUCUUAUAUUUUAUAACAUUGUUUAUAAAUUAAACAAUGCCAUAUCAAUUUCAGAUCAUAUUUUAAUUCAUGAUGUAUAUUUAUAUGUAUGUUUCAUCACCUGCAUUGUGAAAUAUAAACAAU